UGAGACGCGUUUGAACACACACACGUUCACUUGGAUUUUUCUCGUCUGCAGAUAUUAUGGUGGCGAUAAAGCUUUUAGGUCAGAGCUUUUGCCGCUUGGCCAAAGGAAGAUCUUUUCAGAUAAAGUUCAGUAAGAAUCGUGUGUUGAAGAUGAGCUCGCGCACGUGGCAGGUAAACGAAAACGGACAGACCCAGGCGGUUUCUGAUGGUGAGCUGAAUUUGAAGCAGAGCAGAGGAAGCAGCUCCAGUUUGUCAGAGAGCUCGAGCCGGCCGAGUGGCCCUCAGGUGCCCGAUGGCCCUGCCAGCAGGGUUGUCAGCUGGGCGGUGUGUUUUGAACGGCUGCUCGAAGACCACGUUGGUGUCCGUUACUUUACAGAGUUUCUUAAAUCUGAGGUUAGCGCUGAAAAUAUCCAGUUUUACCAAGCCUGUGAGAAGUUCAAGAAGAUUCCAUCUACCAAACUGGAGGAACUAAAGAAAGAGGCACGCUCCAUCUACAACACUUUUCUUUCUGAAAGCUCACCUAAUGCGGUUAACAUCGAUGAUACAGCCCAGAUUGAGGAAAGUUCACUGGAGACGCCCACUCUUGACAUGUUCGAUAAAGCUCAGCAACAGAUCUUUAAGCUAAUGAAAAUGGACAGUUAUGCGAGAUUUGUCCGCUCGCAACUGUACCAGAGCUGCAUGGUGGCCUGUGUGGAGGGUCGUCCAUUACCCACCAUCGGACCCCCAGAACCCAAGAGCAAAGUGUCCAAAAAGAGCUCAACGCCCCCCAGUAACAGGAAGAGUGUCGAGUUAAAAGCGCUGUCGGCAGAGAGCAAAAGCAACAGGAAGAAGAGGUUAGAGAAGACCGGGUCAUGGGGAGAUUCGUCAUAUCAGCAUUCAUCUGUGUCGCGUAAAGAGUCCCAGAUCUCUGUUAAGUCUAACAGCAGCCUGGAGUUGGUCUUUGGAAAUGGCAAAGCAGAGAAUGGACGCUGCAGUGUGUCUAUAUCUGAUCCAGAGGCUUUGAGUUCUGGUUCCCCUACGGCGGAUAAGUACUGCUGUGUCUACCUGCCGGACGGUACCGCCAGCCUGGCUUCGGCCAAACCGGGUCUGACCCUUAGAGACAUGGUGAGCGGCCUAUGUGAGAAGAGAGGAUUCCCUUUGAGUGAUGUUCACCUUUAUCUUCAAGGCAAAGAUAAGCCUCUUUCUCUAGAUCAAGACAGUUCUUUGAUUGCAGAUCAACAGCUCUCUCUGGAACUCAAAGUUACUUUUGCGUUGGAGAUUGUGUUUUCUGGAAGGAGGUUGGGAAUUGUCACGAAGUCGAGUAAGAAUUUGACAGACGUGAUUUCUGCCGUCCUGCAGAAACACCAGCUGCAGCUGCAGGAUGUGCAGGUUACGCUGAGUGACUCAGGGGAACCUCUGAGCAUGAGCACCAAUGUUUACCGCCUGGCCAACAAAACUCUCUGUUUGGACCGCGUUAAAGCCGGUGUGGAGACUCAAGAUGCCUCACCAAUAUCCAGAGUUAAUUCCAAAACCAGACAAAACCAGGAAAUGGAUGGUCUUGUUGAGAUGUUGAACCGUGCCCAAUGCAGUCGGGUGGAGGACCAGCGCGGUUUACUCACGAGAGAGCAGCUCGAAUUGCCACAGUUCUUGCAGCUGCCAGCAGGAAAUGGAAAGCUGACUUCCUGUGACCAAUCACAGGAGGAAAACUGUGUCCUUUGACCGUUGUAAACUGAGAUUUGAGGACUCUGUAAGCAUAUUAUGAACAGACUGGAGUUAUAAGAUUACUGCACAGUGUGUAUAAGACAGAGUAUGUCUGUCCUUGUGCUUGUAAAUUUUCUUACCUGAGAGUGUAUGGUUGUCUGUGUACACAACACAUGGAUGCCUGAUUGAUAGCGCUUAAAAAUAUUGCCCAUUGUAAGAUGCAAAAUUAUUGUCACUUAUAAGAAAGUGUUUUUUUUUUAAUGUCAACUACAUGUAGAGAUUUACCUACCAAAAUGUAUUUAUUUUUAUAUCAGAUUUUAUUAUGUGCCAUAUCAAGUGUGCUUGUUGUAUUUGGUAUUGGAUCUUGUUAGCUUGACUUUAUAUUGAAUGUUCACCAUGAGUUGAUUAAAAAAUAUGCGUGUGGUGGUGUGGGACAUUG
Molecule: messenger RNA, 2118 nt
Organism: Paramisgurnus dabryanus
Lineage: Eukaryota; Metazoa; Chordata; Actinopteri; Cypriniformes; Cobitidae
Gene: rgs14a
Product: regulator of G protein signaling 14a
Biological process (GO): signal transduction; cell division; spindle organization
Cellular component (GO): nucleus; plasma membrane; cytoplasm
Molecular function (GO): GTPase activator activity
Source: RefSeq, a predicted model, not a curated record